AAUGGAGGUUGCGCGGGAUAAUUUGCGAUCGACAUGACACUUUUUAUGGACGAUGUUGCACUAUAAUAGGAAGCAUUCGCACUUAAGUUGAAUGACAAGCUACUAAACGACUACGUGUGUUGAAUGACUCAAUUUGCUACGUCUGUAACUCGCACUCUGACAUUGCAACAGAGAUUGUUUAUGUUUUUACAACAUGUUGAUAUUGACACUGAUUUUAUUAUGACAGCUGACAACACGAUGCUAUCGAUAUGUCUGAGCGAUUUAAAUGGACAUAAUGCAUUGGCAAAUUAACUGAUUCGUUUAUAUUAAUGGUCGAUUGAAACCGUCUAUUAUGAGUGGAAUGAAGCUGGCCUCGGCCGGCGACGACAUCAAACUUUGGGAUGUUGACUCAUCUUUUUCGAUGGUGCGACAGUUUAAUCCUCAUGAUCACAACGUUUCUAAUGUUUGCUGGAGUCACGACAAUAGCUAUUUAUCAAGUGUUUCAAAUUCAAGUGACAAACUUUCAUUGACUGCUGUGAAAAAUUCAUCAGUAUCAAUACUUGAUUUAAAAUUUGUGACUGGGAAAGGUUUUUUGGAUUUCAACUCGACAUCCCGCUACAUUGUCAGUGGAGUCGACCAGGCUAUCAAUGUUUGGGACCUUAAAGUGAGAAGUCUACGCAAAACAUACAAGGGCCACACAGGAAAAGUGACAUGUGCUAAAUUUAACUGGAACGACACGUACAUUGCUUCAGGUUCUGACACAGGGGAGAUAAUCGUGUACAAUGCUGUAUCUGGACAGGGAUGCAGUCCAAUGGUUGCUCCUAAAGCACAGGCGGUUAAGGAGAUCCAGUACAGCCACUUUAAGAAGUCAUUACUCGGCUCAGCAUCGGAUGAUGGUGCUGUCAACCUGUGGGACACGAACACACGUCGCCUCAUCCACAGUUUCAGCGAUGCUCACCGUGCCCCUGCUACUGGCAUCAACUUCUCUCCAAUCAACGCCAUCUUCCUUAUGUCUGUUGGCCUUGACAAACGCAUUAUCUGCUAUGACCUGGAGGGCAAGAAGUAUCCCAAGGUUAUAGUGGCAGAAAGCCCCCUGACCUCUAUUGAUGUGAUGCCCGAUGGUGCCACUGUUGCUGUUGGAUCUACACGCGGCAAAAUAUACAUCUACGACCUUCGACAAGGUGACACGCCUGUCAAAGUCCUGAAUGCCCACAAGUCCUCGGUGCAGUGUCUGCGGUUCACCAACAGUUUACAGACCGAGGCCCUCAGUAAAAGUGCAGCAAAGAUUGCUAGCAGUAAGGAUGUGUCUCCACCAAACAGACGGCAGCUUCCUCAGGCUCCAGCUGAGUCAUCAAACAUCACAGUCGAGGCUACAGACUAUGGUCCUAGGAGGGCUGACAGUGGCGUUCCCGACAAUGACACCUUUUCUCCUGUCAAGGACACCCAUGGAUACAGUGACCGGGAGACGGAACAGAUGUCAAACUCUGGCUCAAAUCUGGGGUCAUUCCUUCAACAGGAAAAUCAGUCGUCAAGUGGUGUAUUUUCCCCUCUCGCUGACGCAGGAACCUUCAGCAACCGGGAAAACAUUGGCAUGUCUCCGCUGUUUACAAAUCACAGUAACAGUAACACUCCUUCCUGGAACACGCCUGCUUCCAACUUCAAUACAUAUGGUCUGCAGACUGUUAAUGGGUCAAGGACACAACAGGAUGGUUACUAUAGCAACAGUAAGUUUUCCUCGCCCCCUGGAAUGGGUACAUCAUCCAGUGCCAACCAUGUUGAUCCACACAACAUUCAGGACAGUGCCAUGUUGUCAAAUGGAGGGAGUCCAUAUUUACAGAAUGGUAUCUCUAGGUCAGAUAUCCAAGGUCAGGGGCCAGUUUACCAAGGUCAAACUGGUGUGUACAGGUCUAGUACGAGCCCUUCCCACCCAACCCCCUCACAUGUAGGGGCAGAGGUUCCCCCCAGGGUCAGUCCCUCUCGCCCUACUGGAAUAAGUGCCUCACCAAGCAUUCCUGUGUUAAACCUUGAUGACUCUCCAGGAAGUUGUGCAGGGGCAGAUAACUCUGGAGCAAAACAAUUUCCCUCACCAGAGGGCGUGAAUGCUGUGACUAGUGUGUACACUUCAUCAAUAGAUACAACCUCACAGAACCUGUCAAACAGGGGUAAGAGUUCGUAUAAUCUGGCACACAGGAGUCAGAGUUCACAUGAUCAAGCACACAGGGAUCAGAGUUCAAAGGACAUUUUACGUGGGAGUUAUAGUUCACAAGAUCAGGUAUAUGGAGGUCAAAGUUCGCAAGAAGGUCAAAAGUUGGAAAUGGCGCCACAGGCGAUACCAUCUGGAAACUUUCAGACACAGGUGCUACGAAAUCUAAUACGCGAGGAGCUUGAGGACUUUUAUGACCAGAUGCACAGAGAAAUGCAGAAUCUACAGGUGGAGAUGAUCCGUCAAUUCCAGAUUCAACAGAAUGAGGUGAACAGCUUGCUGCAGCAUUACUCUGUAAACCAGGACUUGGUGGCCGAGGUAGAGAAACUACGCGAGGAAAACAAACGACUCAAGAAACAUUUCUGAUGUCUUACAAAUUUGUAUGAAAACAAGAGAAUCGACAAACACUUAUAGCAUUACGAUCUCCUUAAGGGCGAAAAAAGACUGAGACACAUUUACGAUGUCCUGAUAGGUGCCUUCAUUAUUCAUAUUAACACACAACAUUCUACUGCAUCAACUCAAGUCUUUAUGUUUAGAUAUAGCAUGUCUCACAAAUGUAUUUUGAUGUAUUGUUAAAGCAAUUGAUUAUAAAUUUGUUAUUUAAUACAGAAAUGAAUUCAGAUGAUUGCAACAGUUCUUUCUUUUCUGAAAUAUAUAAUGUGAAAGAAAAAAAUUAAAUAUAAACAGUAGUAACUUGAGUUAUAUUAAUCUCUUUUAAAUGGAUUGAUGAUACAACUGUGUAUCUAAAUUUCAAUAUUUAAACAACUGUCAAACAAGUAUAUUACCUUAUCAUGUUGACAUGAUCAAACAAAAUUGUUUCAGAAAAUCCAUUGCAUUUGUUUAUAUAUACAUAUUUUUAUGCUCAAAUUCAUUUCUUUCUGGCUCUUACCUAAAUGUAAAAGUGGAAAUAUUUGUAGUGUGAAAAUGCUAGCUUUUUUGCGUCAAGUUAAAUAGCGUGAAAUAUAUCCACAUGUGAGUAUUUGUUUAUGGAUUAUAUUGGUAUAUCAGAUCCAUUGCCAAUGUGAAAAUUUCAACACUGCGAUCAGUUUUACUUAUUCACCCCUGAAAUUUCAUAUGAAUUAUUCCAACCUAUGAACUUGAAGAGUUCAAAUGUGUCUUCAAGGGUGAGUGAGUUAAAGAGCCGCAAUUUGAGCAUUUUCACAGGCGAAUACUUCUACAGUAUUUGGAAUGUAUCAACUUUCCUGUCAAUUUCCAAAUGCAAUCAUUUACAAAUUUAACACGACGAGAAAAGAAUCAUCAUUUGUAACUAUGAUGUUAUAAUCACUGUUUUUCAAUACAAGUUGUUGUGUUAACCCCUGGAUAUCGAGGAUGAGAGCAUAGGCAGAGCUUAACCACUGGAUAUCGAGGAUGAGAGCAUAGGCAGAGCUUAACCCCUGGAUAUCGAGGAUGGUUAUUUAUAAGAAUGUCUAGAUAUUUUAGUGUUGAAUUUGAUUUGUGUAUUUGGGCAGCAAUGAACAUAUGAAAUCAGUUAGUAUUUUGGCAAUGUUUGAAUUACCUGUAAUAUAAUCAAGCAUUGAUCACAUAGCCAAAUUAUUAUUAAUUUGUGUACAAAUAUUUAAAUAUUUAUGAAAUCAAAAUAUGAAAGCAGACCAAAGGACUAUGAAUGCAUGGUUUGGGCCUUUUUUGGCCCCCUAAU
Molecule: messenger RNA, 3839 nt
Organism: Mizuhopecten yessoensis (Yesso scallop)
Lineage: Eukaryota; Metazoa; Mollusca; Bivalvia; Pectinida; Pectinidae
Product: protein NEDD1-like
Exons: 13
Coding region: 332-2548 (738 amino acids)
Biological process (GO): microtubule nucleation; mitotic cell cycle
Cellular component (GO): pericentriolar material; centriole; spindle pole
Molecular function (GO): gamma-tubulin binding
Source: RefSeq, a predicted model, not a curated record